ACCCCCAGCAAACCCUCCCCGUUUCCCGCAGCCAUUAUCCAAACCAAAAAAACCCAAGCUUUCCUUCCUCACCGACCAAAAAUGGCGUCCGCCUCCAUGCUCAGCGCCGCGUCGCUGUCCCUCUCCCCCUCCCCGCUCGCCGCCCUCCGCCCGCCCCGCCCCGCCGCCUCCUUCGCUCUGCCGCGGCGCGCCGCCGCCGCCGCCGUAGCCGUGCGCGCGGCCGCCGCGGCGUCCAACUCCCCGGCGGCCGCGGCCCAGAAGAAGAGGGCGGCCACCGGGCUGACGAAGCCCCGGCUCGUGUCUCCGGCGCUGCAGGCGGUGGUGGGAGCCGCGGAGAUCCCCCGCACCGAGGCGCUCAAGCGCCUCUGGGCCUACAUCAAGCAGCACAACCUCCAGGAUCCUGCGGACAAGAAGGUGAUCGUGUGUGAUGAGAAGCUGAAGGUCCUGUUUGCUGGCCAAGAGCGCGUGGGAUUCCUGGAGGUCGCCAAGCUUCUGAACCCGCAUUUUGUGAAGUGACUGCCCUCAUCAGUGGAGUUGAGUUAGCUUAGAUGGUUUUUAGUGAUCUUGAAGGGGGUUCGUAGAUUGGUUUUGUUGGCCUGAGUUAGCUCGACUUCGUAGCCUCGUAGGUUUACCUAUUUCUCUGGAGACAAUGGUAGGGUGCCUCUGGCAGUUGUAGUAACACUAGUACCGACGUUCUUAGCAACUUUAAGCACGUAUCCGUGUUAAUGUAUUAGCAAAUGGAGAUGUGUUCUGGCCUGUGGGAUCUAAGCUUGCCAGUCCCACUCCACUUCGGAAUUCAGAUGCUGAAUUGCAUAUGCUUGCACCUCUGCUUUGCAGUGUUGCGUGUGGGAAAUUUCAUA
Molecule: messenger RNA, 860 nt
Organism: Oryza sativa Japonica Group (Japanese rice)
Lineage: Eukaryota; Viridiplantae; Streptophyta; Magnoliopsida; Poales; Poaceae
Product: upstream activation factor subunit UAF30
Cellular component (GO): nucleus
Source: RefSeq, a predicted model, not a curated record